AUGGUGCGACAAACCCCCCCUCCACAAAAUGGCUUCAAUGCCUUCGCCCGUAAAGUCUACAGCCCCUUGGGUUUCUCCAAAGCCUACAACUUCAUCCUAUGGUUCAUCUUCGCUGGUGGACUCUUUGGCUUCACCCUAGCACGCUUCAUGUACCUCAACUUUGGUGGCGUCUUCUGUCCCUCGGGCGGCUCCAACAGCAUGAUCGGCGCCGCCCCUGGAGAAUGCUACUGGUACCGCACCUUCAACUGGUACAAGACAGGCAUCAUAUUGCACCUCGCUGGGAUUCUUCCCGCCUGCAUCUUGGUCAUCCUCCAAUUCACACCUGCCAUACGCCACAAGGCUAUUAUCAUCCACCGCGUUAGCGGCUGGCUCGCGAUGCUACUAUGGAUCGUGUCUACUGUUGGAGCGUUGAUGAUCGCCAGACGCGCAUUCAACGGCGGCAUUGACACUCAGGCGUGGAUUGGACUCGUCGGGUUCGGCUCCACCAUCUGCUUCAUGUUAUCAAUCUGGAAUAUCAAGAAGUUGCAGAUUGAGCAGCACAGGGCAUGGAUGCUGAGAGGCUGGUUCUACGCCGCGUCGAUCAUCACGAACCGCAUAAUCCUCAUCAUCGCGACGAGCAUCAUCUCUGCUGUAGGGUCGUAUUACACUGUAUGGCCGUGCGCAAAGAUCGCUUACACCAUGCGCUCGGACGAGGCGACACUGGAGGCGUACCCAGAGUGCGCAUCGUACGUGAAUGGGUCGGACCCCCUCCAGCAAGCGGUCGUUCACGCACGGUUUGGUGGUCGGGCCACAGAGAUCGGCGCGGCUCUUAAUAUGUGCUUCGGGAUGGCCCUAUGGUUAGCUUUGGCUAUGCACGCUAUCGGCGUUGAGGUCUAUCUGCACCUCACACCGAAGGAGGCCGAACGCCUAAGGAACGUCAGCUAUCAACGCCAGCUCGAGGCCGGCAUGAGAAAUCCGGGCUCGGCCGGUUUGACUGCAGACAAGCUGGGUGACUCCGUGACUUGGAUUCCACAGGCUCGGAAGGACAGCAUCGGAAGUGGAAACACACUAACUGCCGAUGCACAUAAUAAUGCACCCAAGUCCGAGCUACCGAUGUCUGAUUGA
Messenger RNA from Paraphaeosphaeria sporulosa, 1104 nucleotides. RefSeq lists its product as uncharacterized. The record is from RefSeq and is a predicted model, not a curated record. Lineage: Eukaryota; Fungi; Ascomycota; Dothideomycetes; Pleosporales; Didymosphaeriaceae. The coding region runs from base 1 to 1104 and encodes 367 amino acids. The transcript is spliced from 4 exons.